Molecule: messenger RNA, 1824 nt
Organism: Durio zibethinus
Lineage: Eukaryota; Viridiplantae; Streptophyta; Magnoliopsida; Malvales; Malvaceae
Product: protein TRIGALACTOSYLDIACYLGLYCEROL 4, chloroplastic
Biological process (GO): ER to chloroplast lipid transport; acylglycerol transport
Cellular component (GO): chloroplast envelope
Molecular function (GO): phosphatidic acid binding
Source: RefSeq, a predicted model, not a curated record
UAACUUUCAUCUGGCUGGGGCAGAAUGAAGAAGCUCCGAUGGGCAAUGGACGGGGACUUCUGGGAAUUGGACGCCUCCACUCCCCGGACCCUUGAGGGAGCAGCUCGUGCAGUACCAGGAAAGGCUUUACCGCUGGGAGUGUCAAGGGGCACAAGACUUUCCAGGCCCAAGCAGAUCGACUUUAUGCAGCGCUUCAUGGCCGCCCCUUUUCUUCCCUCCUAUUCCAAUCACCUUGGCGUGACUAUUCAGCGAGUCUUCACCAUUCCUUUUACUGACAAUUGGUUCGGUAUUUUGCUGGGGCAGUUCAACCUGCGCAAGUUUUUGUCCUCUUUUCAGGGGAGUGGUGGAGCUACGCCUAGGCAUAUGCUUGACCUGAAAUCCAUUGGGAGGCUUCUUUUUGACAAGUCCUUGUAUGCUCUUGGCUUCUCUUCUGAGCUCUUAUUAACCUCUGAUGACACUCUGCUUCUCACCUCUGAUUCCUAUUAUGCUAACAACACCCCUCCCAGGAAGAAAGCAGUUUUCCAUCAUAAGUUUCCACAUCAUAAUUUGACGCUAGAUGUAGCUUGGCCUGCUCUCUUUGUGGACAAAGAGACCGGUAAUUACUGGGAUGUCCCCUUCUCCAUGGCACUUGAUUUGGCUUCUCUACCUUCUGAUUCUGGUCCAAGUUAUCAUCUGUGCUUGCACCACAAUCAUGGCUCACCAAAGCAAUUUGGAGAUGGUCACAUGGCUAAAAUCCCUAUUUCUAUACUUCCUGGUUUUUCUGUCAAAGGCGCCUUUUCUUACAAGAAGAAUGUUGACAUUUGGAGAAGUAAAGCUCCCAAACUGAAGAUGAUUCAACCUUAUGACAUAUUGCUUUCAGAUCCCCACGUUUCAGCAUCAGGAAUAAUUGGUGCUGCUUUGACUGCGAGUUUUGGGGAAAAUUCUGUCAGAUUAUAUAGAGAUACUGAAGAGAUUAAAUACUUAUCAUUUCAUAAUCCAACUCUAAAAUCUGCUCUUCUAGGGGAUAUAUUUGCAUCCCUCUCAUUUACAGCCCAGCAUGGGAAGUUCCAGCGGCUAUUUUCUGAUCUUACAAGAUUUCAUCUCCGCCUUGAUUUUCCUUCUGGUUCUAAAUUUCUUUCAGGUGCCGCACAAUUAGCUCAAGAUUUUUUUAUUUCGCAACAGCCUACUUCAGAAACGGUUAAAAUGAUCCGCCCUGCUACCACCCUUUCCCUUCAGCAGCAGAUUGCUGGACCUUUCAGUUUUAGAGUUGACUCGGGAGUUGUGAUCGAUUUCAAGAACAAUGGUUGGCACAUACAUGCUGAUGAACCAGUGUUUGCCAUUGAAUAUGCAUUGCAGGUCCUUGGUUCGGCAAAGGCUGUUGCUUGGUAUUCCCCAAAGCAUCAAGAAUUCAUGGUAGAGCUUCGUUUUUUCGAGACAUAAACCUUGUGCCCUUGGGUGGGUAUGUUUAGAAACUCCAUUAUUGGAUCUUAUAGUUCCUUUGUUCAUUUGAAGGAUUUUUCUCACAUUUUCAGGUGUCGUACUUUGGAUGGUUAUUAAGGGUCCAUUUGGGAUUAAUUUUAUUUCGUGUUUUAUGUUUUUGUUUUCAAAAUAUUGCAACAUAAAACAUAAAUUGUGUUUGAUAGGAUGUUAUUUCAAAUUGUAAAAACUGGCAACAAAAAAUUGAAAAUGGUAGGAAACAACCUACAAUUUCCAGAACAUUCUGGAACAUGUUACCAGGAAAACACGGAGAAAGAAUAGAGAUUUAGACUCGUCAAGCAUGUUUCAUGUUUUUAGUUUUUGAAAUUAUGGAAUAAUAUAAUUUAACUAAUUAUGUUUUUUGUUUUC